Molecule: messenger RNA, 2509 nt
Organism: Camponotus floridanus (Florida carpenter ant)
Lineage: Eukaryota; Metazoa; Arthropoda; Insecta; Hymenoptera; Formicidae
Product: lipase 3-like
Exons: 8
Coding region: 229-1500 (423 amino acids)
Biological process (GO): lipid metabolic process
Molecular function (GO): hydrolase activity, acting on ester bonds
Source: RefSeq, a predicted model, not a curated record
CCUCCAAUAAUAAACGAGAUAUUGACGAUGUUUCAUUCGAUAUCCUUCCAUUCUAACAAAAGAAAAAAACAAUAUUGCAUAUAAUUAUAUUUCUCUUGCGCGCAAACGGCAGUCGCGCGCAGUCAUAUUCAUCUCGCUCUUCCGUUCCUGCUCCUCUCCGUUAAUAUAUAUUCCGAUACUUCGAAAAAUUCAUUUUUUUCGCAGCUCUUUAAAUCGUUCGUCCACACAAUGAAAUUGACAGUGAUCAUGGGUCUACUGACACUCUGCAGUUUUCCUGGUGCGGCUCCUGCAAACGUAACAUUCGAGCCAAGCUUGUUAUCAUGGAUGAGCUGGCAACAGUUGAACGACACUAAUUCCAACCCCGAUGUCAAUCUCGACACGCUGGGAAUGAUAAGGAGAGCGGGUUAUCCCGCGGAAGCUCAUGUUAUAACGACGGAGGAUGGCUAUCUCUUAUCGUUACAUCGUAUCCCAGGUGGCAACAAUUCUCGACCCGUACUGAUGCUGCAUGCUUUUUUAUGCACCUCCGCCGAUUGGGUCCUCCUUGGCAAGGACAAAGCACUCGCUUAUCAAUUAGCGGAUCAGGGAUACGAUGUUUGGUUAGGCAAUUAUCGUGGUAAUACUUAUUCGAGGGCGCAUAUUUUCCUAUCUCCGUCGGAUUUAAAAUUUUGGGAUUUCAGCUUUCACGAAAUGGGCAUUUAUGAUUUACCUGCAAUGAUUACAUUUAUUACAAAUAUGACAUCUCAGCCAUUGCACGCGUACAUUGGUCAUUCGAUGGGCACAACUGGUUUUUAUAUAAUGGCAUCAGAACGUCCAGAAAUGGUUCAAAUGGUGAAAAUGAUGAUCAAUUUCGCCCCAGGAGUCUUUGUAAAUAAUGUGAAAAGCCCGAUAUUAAACUAUAUUGCACCUUUCUGGAAGGAAAUAAAGAUGAUAGUGCGACUUUUUUUCCACGACGAAUUCCUGCCACAGAGCGAUUUCUUGAGAUUUCUUGCGAAAUACGCUUGCGACCAGAACCUCGCAGAGCGAAAAUUAUGCGCCGACUUUAUAUUUGCGGUCUGCGGUUUCGACCGCGAGCAAUUUGACUACACUCUAUUACCUGUCAUCCUGAGUCACGAUCCGGCCGGCUCCUCGUCUAAGACGGCUGAACACUACCUUCAAGGAACACAAUCUGGCAAAUUUCGCAAAUACGAUUAUGGUCGCGUGAAAAAUUUAUUGAUAUACAACUCGCCGGAACCUCCGGAUUACAAUCUGGCAAAUAUUACGAUCCCGAUCGCGUUGUUCUACGCAACUGGUGACUGGCUGAUUGAUACCGUGGAUGUCAAGAGGCUUUACCGCAUAUUGCCGAAUGUAGUGGACAUAUACGAAGUACCGUGGCCCAAAUUUAAUCACGUGGAUUUUGUAUGGGCCAAGGAUGCGCCUAAACUCGUGUACGAGAGAGUACUCAAACUUAUAAAUGCGGAAAAUCCAAAUAAUAUUACCUAUCUUUGCAAUCCAUCGCAAUGAUUAGAAGGAACAAGGAUUGUUAAAAACGCGAGCGUGAAUCUAAUUCGCUUUUACAGUAAUUAUAAAUAAUACAAGAAUAUUAUCAGUUUACGUUCCAUUAAGUUAACAGUUGAGUUGACAGUUGUGGAAUUUCAACUCAAUUUUAGUGCAAUAUUCAUCAUUUACAUAAUUUAAUUAACGAUGUAAUAUUAUCUCAUCGAUAUAAUAUUAUUCACAGUUUACCCCUUCAUAAGCUUGAACACUCUCUCGUAUACGAGUUUGGCCGCAUUCUUGGUCAACAUAAAAUUCACAUGAAUAAAUUCGGGCCACGGCACUUCGUACGUGUCUAUUACAUUGGGCAAUAUGUGGUACAGCCUCCUCACAUUAUUAAAAAAAUCCUUUCGUGAAUCAUCACGGGCAAUUUCUUUCAAGCUAUCCUCUCGAUUUGACGUUAAAACUUGACUUAUGCAGAAUUAACGUGAAUUAAUCUUCGCUACAUAUUUUAUUUGAAUACGCGUUGCUUCGUUACUCACCACGGAAUCAACCAGCCAAUCAUCAAGACCGUAGAACAACGCGAUAGGGACCGUAAUAUUUUCCAGAUUGUAAUCCGGAGGUUCCGAUGAGUUGUACACCAACAGAUUUUUAUCGAGACCGUAGUCGUAUUUGCGAAAUUUGCCGGUUUGGUAUAUCUGGAUAUAAUGCAGAAUUGUCUUGGUCGAGGCUCCAGCCGGAUCGUAACUUAGGAUGAUAGGUAGUAGAGUUUAAAUAAGGACAUGCGCUAAAAUUCAAUCUAAAGCAUGAUCGGACGAUCUUCAAACGAUGAAAAUUUCGUAAUAAUCGACAUUUUAUUUCGAUCGCGAAUCUACUCACGUAGUUCAAUUCCUCGCGAUCGUAACCGCAGAUUAUGAAUAUUAGGUUGGCGCAGAUCUUUUCCUCAAUAAUAUUCUGUUCGCAACCGUAUUUCGCGAGAUACUUCCAAAAAUUGUUCUGUGGCAGGAAUUCGUUGUGGAAAAAAUGUCGCAUGAUCAGC